GAUGAGGUGUCCCCUGAGCCUCCUCUCCAGGCUAAACAGCCCCAGCUCCCACAGCUGCUCCUCAUCGGACUUGUCAUCCAGUCCUUUCACCAACCUCGUUGCCCUUCUUUGGACAUGCUCCAGCACCUCAAUAUCCUUCCUAAAUUGUUCUGAAGCCAAAAAUGCCAGCGAAAGCCUGGUGCUGGCUGCAUGUCAAGCCAUUGGCAAGGCUCAUGGAAAUGCACAAGGGGAAGGGCUGAAGGAGGAUGCUGCCCCUGAGACUGUUUAGUUUUAUAAAGGAACCUGACUUUUCUAGACCAGACUACUGAGUUGUCAUCUCAGAAGUGGUGUUACAACACCUUUGGUCAAAUAACCUCACUGGAAGUAUUAAGUGGCACGAACUGAAGUUUACUGGCUCUAGGUCACCUGUCAAACAUGGGAGAAAAUCCCCUCCCUACGUCUUGGAUCUCUACGAAAAGUACUCUCAGGUUUAUCUGGAAAUAAACACUCUACUACUAAGAGUACUAGUAGUAGUACUAGUACUUAGUACUACUAAGUAUAAUGUUGAUUGGGGGAAUAAUGUAAAAGGCACAAUUUAUUUAAGUUUUCACUUUGUUUAAUGAAUUAUGCUGAAUUCAAAAAGCAGUGAAUUCAGAGGUAACUUAGAAAAAUGCAUAUUCUCAGAUCAUCUUGGGUUUUUUUCUAAUGAUAAAAUUUACUUGCAUUUCUCCAUACAAAGAAUAAUACAAGAAAUGUGAGGUGCAGGAAAACUGAGAUACUUUCUAGAAGUAUAAUACUUAAAUAAUAAGAGAAAUCCAAAGACCUAGCUUGCACAGCUAUCACAAAAUACAACUGCUUAUUAGGGUCUUAUUCACAUUGCUUAACCUUAUAGAAACAACCCUACUUGUGUCCUUUCAACACUUAGAGAGCCAGUCAGAAAAAGGACACUGAAACUUCAAAAAUUCUCUUUUGGGCUACAUGUGAAAUUUCCUUUAUGCCGUCUGAACAUGGUCAUCCAACCCAGGAAAAUGUGGUUGCUAAAUUUUCAUUUUAGAGUUCACCAUCAGAUACGUCUCAAACUGAAGGGCAACCAUCAUCUUUUUUCAACACAUCAAUAAAUUCCUCAGUGGAAAGGUGAUGAAAGGAAAGGCAAGGAGUCUACUGAGGUGGAACACCACUCAUUGAGCAAUGGAAGAGCUGAUGCUCGUUACAAUCAGCUCAGUGUAACUUAUCAGGCCCUCAAUGACAAACAUUAAAACAAGUGAUUUCCUGAGAACCUGCACCCUUUGCCACCCCCCUUUUUGGAGGAAUGCUUAGGCUGUUGUCAUCAAAUGGGGUCACAUCCUGGCUAAAUCCAGAAGAGCGGGUUGAUGGAGCACAGGGGGAUGAGAACGGAAUUGGCAAGAAGGGUAGAAAGGACUGUGCUUGUCAGAAACUCUGCUUUGUGCUCUCUGAAGAAGGUUGAAUCCAAAGUGAGUCAUGCUGCUACCUCAACCAUUUUCCAUUGGCCAUGAAUGUCCUGCUAUGUUUCAUUCUUUAGAAUUAUCCCUGUCCCAACCACAUGCUGUUAUCCCACUGGCUCCAGGGCAUUUUAGUCUGUGCUCUUUUGAAAGGGUGGAGGAGGCUUCCCUUCUUUGGGAAAUGUCCCUGGCUACAGUUGUGGUGCUGCCAGGAGAACCACCAUUUCAGUAACUUGCACAAGCUGAAGUGAUUGUGUGGCAUAAAAUGGUUCUGUUUCUCAGAGGCUGGCUAUACUCACUGUUAGGUAACCAGCUACAUGAGUUACAAGUGAGCAUUUCUGCUGCCAUUCUGUGAAUUUUUCCUUUGAAUUUUAUGAGUCAUGCCAUAAUGUAAGGUUUAGACAUGUUUUCCACACAGCACUAUUAAACAGGAAAACCUAGGAAACAAUUAGGAUGAAAGGCUAAAACAUUUUCCUCAGCUUUCAAGUCUGGAAAAUUUCAAAUGACUCAACACGACCAUUAUUUUUUUUCCCUCACACAUCAUCCUAGAAGAAAGGGCUAUUAUUUUAUGAGUUACAGCUUUUCUCCACCAUUUUAAUUUUGUCUCAGUCUGCAGACAAAAGAUUUUCAAUGGCCACAUAUGACAUUGACCUCAGGCUGGGAAGGGCACAUGCAAAACAGUACAGGAAACCUGUGUGCUUAAAACCUUGAAAAAAUGGUUGUGUAGAGAAGAAUUUUGACUUUCAGUAUAGUUCACUCUUAUCAGAAAUUGUGAAUUAUUUUUAAGUAAUUCCUUAAGAUAAUACACAGUAUGGUGACAAAAGAAAGCUCCUUGUCAGUAGUUUAGAAUGGUUGUUAAAGACAAUAUUGUUUCUCAACUCAAAGGAUUUUAUUGAGGAUUUUUCUUCCCCACAUGAUCAGUGUGAAACACAAGCAAUAGAACCUGUUCCACCAAAGCAGUAAAAUCCUACUGAUAGUCCUAGUGGGUUCUCUUGAGAAACUUGAAACUUAAAGCUGUAGUACUGUUGACCUAGUCCUGUGGCAGAGGAGAACUAUAAAGAGUAAAGGUCUCUUUGGUUCAGUUACAUACCUCAUGGAAAUAUUUUUUCUUCCUGAAAGUUGAGUGUGGUAAUAAAGCUGUGAGAGAGUGGACCUUUUCCAUUAUUUUUCUUUAUGUAUUUGCCACUACAAAGAAUGUAUUUUAUAAUACAUAUAAGUAAAUAUGUAUGUGUGUAUAUGUUAAACCUUAUGAUACACAUAUUUUGAAUGACAAGGGUCACACUGAAACCUGUGAAAGAGGGUGGAAUGAGAAGAAGGGUAUGAAGGCUAGAGUAUCAUCAGGAGAUCUGUGCAAGUCUGAAGUGGCGUUUUAAGUGUGCCAAUGGAGGAGGAGGUUCAAAUCAAAGCUAGUGGAGAGAACCUCCUAACUUCUUACAGUUUGCUAGUGGCCAGCUUUGCUCCUAAAAGAUCCCUGUGACAAAGGUGAGAAGAUGCUAAAGACGUGGUAUUUUGUCCUGCUCUGUUGGCUGUCCUUGCGGCUUGAAGCUAAUCCUGGUCUUAAAGUGAGGAUUACUCAGAAGGGGCUGGACUAUGGUAUGAGACAAUCUGAGGUAAAGGUGAUGACCAAGAAUUUUCCAAGCUAUCCACAUUGCAGGAGGAUUGGGAUGGAGCUCGUGAAGCAAGCAGUAUUGAAAGAGACCUUCCCAAGCUGGAGCGGGCAGGAGAGUUUGUCAGUUGUUAAGGUCAACUAUGUAAUUUCUAGGCUUAGAAUUAAUGCUGUAGAUUUCCCAGAAACUUCUGCUUCUUUUAUUCCUGGCACUGGCAUUUGUCUGUCAGUGGCACAGGCUUCUGCUACAAUCAGUGCAGACUGGAGAAUGAACGCAUGGCUGCUCAAAGGCAAAGGAGAAAUUACUGUGUCCAUCUCAGGACUGUUUAUUUCCAUUAUCUUCAAUGUGUCACGGGAUAGCACAGGCCACUUGUCCACAUUGCUACACAAUUGCCAGCUGAGCAUUGGCAGUGUAAAAGUCAAGUUAAGUGGAAGAUCUAGCUGGAUCUACAGCUUUCUAUCUGGUUAUCUUGAGAAGCCCAUUCACACCAAAUUGGAUAAAAAUCUAUGCCUAAAUAUCAAAUACAAAAUCCAAAUGAUGGAUGCACAGCUUAGAAAGCAUAAGGUCUUAAGCCAGAUUGACACCUUUGCACAAGUAGACUAUUCCCUACUUAGUUCUCCAGCAGUCUUCAAAUCACACAUUAACUUGGAUUUGAAGGGCACAGUCUAUCCAGUAGGUAAUCACACAGACCCUCCCUUUAUGCCAGCUCCAUUUGCUCUCCCAAACCAGGGUGAUUCCAUGAUAUACCUGGGAGUCUCCAAUUAUUUUCUAAAGUCUGCUUCACUGGCUUACUACAGAGCAGGGGCCUUUAACAUCACCAUCUCCGAAGAGCUUGCUACUACUUUUAGCUUAAAUACCUCCCUACUCAAAUAUUUUGUCUCUGAGACGUCUCUGAGUCAGGCAGCAGCAUGCCCAGUGCUGCUGAAUCUGAUGGCCACUUUACCUCCUGCAGUCAGUUUAAACGCAGACAGAUGUGUCCUACAGAUCACUGGUUCUGUAGAAGUGUUUGCUGCUCUGCCAAAUUCAACCACCCAGUACAUCUUUACAGGGAAUCUGACAGCCAGUACCACAGCCAAUUUGACAAUAACCAAACAGAAGUUGAUUAUCUCAUUACUUCUGAAGAGGUUCCAGUUCUCCCUACUGCACUCCAAUCUUGGCUUCCCUGAGCAGAAGUCAGUGGUGGAGAAUUUUCUGUCAUAUGCUUUACGGAGAGUAGUAAUCCCAGUAAUCAAUGAUAAACUAGAAAAAGGAUUUCCUCUUCUUAACUUGGCCCACACUAGCUUGACUGGACCUGCAAUAAAAAUGAAACAGGGUCAUCUGGUUAUUUCCACUGAUGUUCACUACCAACCAGAGGACAGGGAAGAUGAGGACCUCCACAGCCACUCCUGAUGUCUUUUUACGUCUAAAGAAUAAUAAGAUAAAAGUGUAGUUUUCCUUCUGUUAGCUUGUAGGGAGUAGAUGCUAUAACAUUAGAAGCAUGACUUUUCAUCACUAUUUUUAGUGUUUUAGUAAAACUUUUUAAGCACUUUUCACAAAGUGAAUGUGUUGGUUUUUAGUACAGUGAGUGUAGCUAACUGUUAUUGAUGCUUUGGAAAACUUGUUGCAGCCUGAUCUGAAGCAGCAACUGGUUCUUUUCAGUAGAGUUAUAGACACCACAUUUUCUUAAUUUUAGGAACAAGUUCUUGCAUUAUUCAAUUUAUCUCCAUUAGCAUUAGCAAAAUUUUGUGUAUGGAGUGAGAUCUUAUUCUUUGUAAGCGUUUCACAAUUUGUCCCUUUGUAACUGCAUACCAAGAGUGGGAAGAAAUUUAUAAAAUCCAGUUAAUUGCCAUAUAGUUAUAGAAUCAUAUAAUCUAGUCCAGACACUGGCUCAGAACAGGACUAAUUAUAUGAGGUUAUUGAGGACUGUGUCCAGUCAACUCUUGAAUGCCUUCAAGGAUGGAGAUUCCACAGUCUCUCUAUGCAAUCUGUUCCACUGUUUAACUCCCUUCAGAAUAAUUUUUUUUCCUAAUAUCAAAUCAGCAUUUCCCAUGUUCCAGCUUGUUCUGUGGCCUUUUGUACUUUCACCAUACACUUCCAAGAUGAGACUGAUUCCAUUUUCUCUGUAGUCUCUGAUCAAAACAUUGCAGGCAACAAAAUGGCCUUUCAAGCCCUCUCUUCUCCAAGCUGAACAGGCCUAAUCUCUCAGACUCUCCUUGUAGUUCAUGUUCUCAAGCCUCCUUGAGAACCUGCACCUGCUGGUGCAGUCCAGAGGCCAAGCCUUGCUAGUAAAAGCAGCCUUUUCCUUUGUCACUAGUCCCCCGUCUUACUGAGCAAUAAGCCCAUCUUCUUCUGCUAUAAAUGUACUUAGGGAAACCUUUCCUGUUGCACUUUGGCUUUCCUGACUUUAUUCCUAUAUGUGCAAACAAGAUCUUUGUGUUCCUUCCAAGUAUCUGAUCUCGAUUUCCAUCUUCUGUAUGCUUCCUUUUUGUGUUUGAGCUCACUCAGGAGCUCCAAGUUCAUCCAUUAUGGCUUUCUGCCACAAUUGCUCAACUGUCUGAACAUUGUAAUGGACUAUUCGUAUGCUCUGAGGCGGCUGCCCUUGAAGAUUAGCCAGCUCUUCUGGGCCUCUGCUCUCCAGGGCAAUUUCCCACAGAUAUUGCCAAGCAGGUCCCUGUAAUCUUCUCAUCUGAAGUCUAUGGUUGUAAUUCUGUUCUUUGUCUUGCUGCUCCUCUCAGGAUCUUAAAAUCCACAGUUUCAUGCUCCAAGCUGCAGCCAAGGCUGUCCUUGGCUUCUAUAUCAUCCAGCAGUUGCUCCUUGUUUGUGAGUCGCUGUACCUCUUUGAGGGUAUCAAUCUCCAAAUAAUUCUAUACUUCUAAUAUUUAUAAAAUGGAGAUGGUAGCUUUAUUUUGUCUUAUGUCAGUGUCAUCAGAGACACUCAACCAGGAGAUAUUAAGUGUGUGAAAAGAAAAACUAGUCUGCAAAUGUCUCACCAUAGAAAGUUCAGUUCCAGCUUGGGACAGAAAUGUGGCUUCCACAGUUUUAGCUGAAUCAGUUUAUUUAUCUAGCUGGCUGAUACAGUUUUUUAAUAUAAAAAAGCAUCCUGAAACCAAACAGCAGUAAAUCACAGCAUCUGAUUCAUUGUAUUCUGUAGUAGACUCAAAAGAAAUGAAGAUUUUUAAUUAGUUUGGUGUCCUUCACUGAUAUCAGGAAAUUUGUUCUGCCUAUUUGGAGGACAAUUCAUGAGAUACAGGGGAAAAAGAAAACUGAAGCUCUGGUGUCUAUCUGUUUUCUCUUCCAAAGGGACACACGCUUCAGGACUGACCAAGUACCAUGGCUCAAUGGACCUUUUCAGGCUAGAGUCAUGGCUUAGCACAACACUGUCUCUUAAGCUCUAGUCCUCUGGCUGUUCACAAAGUGAUGUAGUAAUUUCUCUGAGGACUAAAGAGGAUGUCACAUAAACCAACAGUUCCCCCUGAAUCACCCUAUACUUACCUACAGGUCAUUAUACCAUUUUUGAUCUGGUGGUGUCUCCUGAUUGAUAGAACCAUGGAAAUUAUUCAUGUUCAUCAAUUUGCUGCAGAAUAGAGAGCAUGGAGAAAAGGGAGAAUUGGAGAGCACGGAAAAGGGACCACUGGAGCACUGAGCCAGAGGCAGGGGCAGGAAGCAUGCAAAACCAGUGUUCUGCAGAGAUAUACAACAAGUUUGUAGUAUUGCCAUACUGAUAACUUCAUUUGGUUUCUUGUGUAUUGGGUAAAAAGGGUUGAAACCUAUAUCCUCUUUAUCAUACACAUCAAAGAAAAUUCAGAGAAAGCUGAAAUAAAACACUCCUCUUAGAGGCUCUUUGUAACACCUUGAAGGGUGAAAAGUUUGGAUG
Pipra filicauda (Wire-tailed manakin) is the source of this 6899-nucleotide messenger RNA. RefSeq names its product BPI fold-containing family C protein-like. NCBI's taxonomy places the organism in Eukaryota, Metazoa, Chordata, Aves, Passeriformes, Pipridae. Bases 2930 to 4435 code for a protein of 501 amino acids. The transcript has 17 exons. The record is from RefSeq and is a predicted model, not a curated record. Gene Ontology annotation, molecular function: lipid binding.